Molecule: messenger RNA, 1487 nt
Organism: Stegastes partitus (bicolor damselfish)
Lineage: Eukaryota; Metazoa; Chordata; Actinopteri; Pomacentridae
Gene: chst6
Product: carbohydrate sulfotransferase 6
Exons: 2
Coding region: 93-1292 (399 amino acids)
Biological process (GO): N-acetylglucosamine metabolic process; sulfur compound metabolic process; carbohydrate metabolic process
Cellular component (GO): Golgi membrane
Molecular function (GO): N-acetylglucosamine 6-O-sulfotransferase activity
Source: RefSeq, a predicted model, not a curated record
CCGAGCACCGCGGCGCACCGGCUCCGUCCCGGCAGCACGAAGCCCCGGCGAGCGAACCGAAGCAGAGCGACCCUCAGCGCCCAGCCGCCGCCAUGAUGCCGCGCUGCAGAGUGAACCUCAGCACCAUGAUCUUCCUGGUGAUCCUGCAGGGGGCGGCCGUGGUGCUGUUCUGCGGCUGGUACGUCCAGCUCAGCCCCUGUGGCUCCGCCCCCUCCAACGGAAAGGUCCACGUCCUGCUGCUGUCGUCGUGGCGCUCGGGCUCGUCCUUCCUGGGCCAAGUGUUCAGCCAGCACCCGUCCGUCUUCUACCUCAUGGAGCCGGCCUGGCACGUCUGGACCCGGCUGCAGAAGCCCGGCGCCCGGUCGCUGCGGAUGGCGGUGCGGGACCUGCUGCGGAGCGUCUUCCAGUGCGACCUGUCGGUGAUGGAGGCCUACCUGCCGGAGAACCACAACGUGUCCUCCCUGUUCAUGUGGAGCCACAGCCGGGCUCUGUGCUCGCCGCCGGCCUGUAACCUGACGCCACGGAACCAGUUCAGCAACCAGACCCAGUGCAAUCAGCUGUGCAACGCUCAGGGCCUGCAGCGGGCCGAGGCGGCCUGCAACACCUACAGCCACGUGGUGCUGAAAGAGGUGCGCUUCUUCGAGCUGGAAUCCCUCUACCCGCUCCUGCAGGACUCCAACCUGGACCUCCGCAUCAUCCACCUGGUCCGAGACCCGCGGGCGGUGGUCCGGUCCAGAGAGGAGUCCGCCAAAGCCUUCGUGAGCGACAACGCCAUCGUGCUGGAGCAGAGGAGCAUCCCGGCCGCCGAGGUGCAGUAUCAGGUCAUGCAGGAGAUCUGCCGCAGCCACGUGCGCAUCAACGAGCGCGCCGUCCUGAAGCCGCCCCCGUUCCUGAAAGGCCGCUACAAGAUGGUCCGCUACGAGGACAUGGCGCGCAACCCGCUGGAGGAGAUCGCCGCCAUGUACGAGUUCGUGGGUCUGGACACGACGCAGCAGCUGGAGGAGUGGAUCUACCGCGUGACGCACGGGAAGGGCAAAGGCACCAGGAAGGAGGCCUUCAAGAUCACGUCGCGCAACGCCGCCGACGUGUCGCAGGCGUGGCGCACCCUGCUGCCGCACAGCAAGGUCAGGCGCAUCCAGGAGGUGUGCAAGGGCGCCAUGUCGCUGCUGGGCUACAGGACGGUCAACAGCGAGAAGGAGCAGAAGAGGCUGGACAUCGACCUGCUGGUGCCGCGGGAGCCCUACCAGUUCAGCUGGUUACCGGCCAAGACCCAGCAGCCCAGCAGAAGAUAAAACGCGAGGAGACUGAACCGGACUGGGGUGGUGGCUCCACCAGGCUGUGGAGGCCCAUUCAUGCUUUCUGCAUCCUGCUGUCCCGACUGGACUGAUUCUAUCACAAUUCAUCAGGCGGCUGGUUCCCUCUCAACACAAACCCUUCUGACGGGCUGGGACUUCACUGCUGGCUGCAGCACCAGUCAGUGAACAUUG